AUGGCCAAAGAGUACCAAUUUAAUUGGAAACCUAAUAUACCACAAAGUUUUAUAGAUGGUUGUAUUUUUGAUAAAUAUGAUGAUGAGUCAACUUUCUUAGAUUUAAAUGCAAAUGUUAAAAUUGACGAGUAUGGUUUUUAUCUAUCAUGGACAGUUGAUGGAAAAGAUACAAAUUUAAUAGAUUUAGUUAAUAUUUGGGAAAGUAGACCUGUUACAGGACCACCAAAAGAUGGUAGAAUACUUUUUGAGUUAGAACAACGUGGUUCACGUGAAACAUUAGAAGAAAGAACUGUAUGGAUAACUUAUGGUCAAGAUUUAGUUAAUAUUAAUUCAUUUUAUAUUGUUGCUCAGGAUAUUGGUACAGCUAAAUUAUGGAGAAAUGGUAUUAAUGAAAUAUUAAAAAAUUUAAAAGUUAGACAUGUCUGCCCAACAACAAAUUUAAUGAAACAUUGGAGAUUUUUAUGUUUAGGUUUAAAUGAUAGAAGAAAAAUUCCUAUAAAAAAUAUUGUUAAAACAUUUUCUAGUGGUAAACCAGAAAGAAUGGUUCUUAAAUGUUUAAGUGAUCUUGGUUUAGCAGGUGAUAAGUAUACACCAGUAAAAGUAAUAAGAAAAUCGUGGAGUAAAAAUUUGAAAAACUUUUAUAGAUGUAAAUCCAAAAAGUAUAAUAAAAAAAAGGAACGGGAAGAAUUAGAUGUAGAACUUUUUACUUUUGAAAAAUUUUUACGUCUAUAUCAUAAAAUAUGUCCAAGAACAGAAGUACAAGAGUUAUUUGUAAAAUUGAGUGGCCAAAAAGAAUAUUUAACAAGAGAUAAAUUAAUUGGAUUUUUAAAUGAGGAACAAAGAGAUCCAAGGUUAAAUGAAAUUUUGUUUCCUCAUUUUACUAUUAAUACUGCACAAGCAUUAAUAGCAAAAUUUGAAAUAGAUGAAAAUUAUAUUAAUAAUGGUAAAAUGAGUGGAGAUGCAUUUUUAAGAUUUUUAAUGUCUGAUGAAAAUUCACCAAUAUUUCUUGAUAGAACUGAGAUGUAUCAAGAUAUGGAUCAACCAUUAUCACAUUAUUAUAUAAAUUCAUCACAUAAUACUUAUUUAGUAGGUAGACAAUAUGGUGGUAAAAGUUCAACUGAAAUUUAUCGUACAGUUCUUUUAUCUGGAUGUCGUUGUGUUGAAUUAGAUUGUUGGGAUGGAACUGGUGAAAAUAAAGGUGAACCUAUCAUAACACAUGGUAAAGCUAUGUGUACAGAUGUUUUUUUUAAAGAUGUUCUUUAUCAAAUUCGUGAUACUGCCUUUGCUAGAUCUGAUUUUCCGGUUAUUUUAUCUUUUGAAAAUCAUUGUUCAAAAUCUAAUCAACAAAAAAUGGCUAAAUAUUGUAUGGAAAUAUUUGGUGAUAUGUUAUUAUCAAAACCAUUAUCUGAUUUUCCUCUUGAACCAGGUGUUCCUUUACCACCACCAUCAAGAUUAAAAAGAAAAAUAUUAAUUAAAAAUAAGAGACUUAAACCAGAGGUUGAAAAAGUUCAGAUGGAACAAUUUUUAAGAGAAGGAAAAUUAGAUGAAGAUGAUGAGAUAACAGAAAAUCCUGAUGUUGUUGGUGAAGAUGCUUCAUUACCACGAACAAAUACAACAACAACAUAUCCUACCACAAUGACAAGCUGUGGCUCCAGUUUAAGUGUUACUUCUGAUAAUGCAUCCAUUCUUUCCCUAAUAUCAUCCUCUUCCGCAACAGCUGGAGGAAGUAUUGUUUCACAACUUUCCUUUCGUCGCCAUCAUCAUUACCACAAUUAUCCAUCACGUGGUAAGGAGACAUUUGAAAGGAAUUCUUCUUUUCGUAUUCCUUCAAGUACUUAUAAUACAUCUUCUGGUAGUAUGUUAUCAAAUAGAAACAUUACAAAUAUGCGUCUCAGUUUUAGGAAUAAAAGUCCUAAUAAAUCCGGUAGUGGUACCAAUACCGGAAGCAUGGAUGGCUUUUAUUCAUCUCGAUUAGCUGGUAGUCAACAUAUAAGUUCAAUUUCUGAGAAUGCUUCACGUCGUCAAUCUACUUCCAACUUUUCUAUGUUUCAUGUCUCUGACAACAGCUUGGCUUCUCACGGUGAAUAUAAUUCUUCAAAAGAUUAUUUCACGUCUAUCUUCUCCAAGAUUCCAGGUAUAGAUGGAAAAGAGCAAGAUGAAGCACAUCCAGAAUUGAAACAAGUUAAUUUUAUUAGCAAAUUAAAACCAUUAGGUUUUAAAAAGGCACAGACAAUUCUUACAAAAGAAGAGGAGGAAAGAAUUAUUGCUGAAUAUCAUUAUACUGGAGCAACAACAAAUAUUCAUCCAUUAUUAUCUUCACUUGUAAAUUAUACUCAUCCAGUAAAAUUUUCUGGAUUUGAUGUUGCUGAACAAAAUAAUUUACAUUUUCAUAUGUCUUCAUAUUCAGAAUCUACUGGUUUAACUUAUUUAAAACAAAAUGCUCCUGAAUUUGUUAAUUAUAACAAAAGACAACUUUCAAGAAUAUAUCCUAAGGGUGCUAGAGUAGAUUCAUCAAACUUUUUACCUCAAAUAUUUUGGAAUGCUGGUUGUCAUAUGGUUAGUUUAAAUUUUCAAACACCUGAUGUUCCUAUGCAAUUAAAUCAAGGAAAAUUUGAAUAUAAUGGUAAUUGUGGUUAUUUAUUAAAACCUGAUUUUAUGAGAAGACCUGAUAAAACUUUUGAUCCAUUUUCUGAGUCACCUGUUGAUGGUAUUAUAGCAGCAACAUGUUCUGUACGUAUUAUUUCUGGACAAUUUAUUUGUGAUAGAAAAAUUGGUACAUAUGUUGAAGUUGAAAUGUAUGGAUUACCUACAGAUACAAUAAGAAAAGAACAUAAAACUAAAACAAUACCUACUAAUGGAUUAAAUCCAAUAUAUAAUGAAGAUCCAUUUGUUUUUAGAAAAGUUAUUUUACCAGAUUUAGCAGUAUUACGAUUUGCUGCAUAUGAUGAAAAUGGAAAACAACUUGGUCAAAGAAUUUUACCAUUAGAUGGUCUUCAGGCUGGAUAUAGACAUAUUUCAUUAAGAACAGAAACUAAUAUGCCAACAGUUUUACCAACAUUAUUUGUACAUAUUGUUAUUAAAACAUACGUACCUGAUGAACAUUCUGGUCUUGUAGAUAUUUUAGCUGAUCCUAGAGCAUUUUAUAAACCAAGUAAACAAGAAGUAUUAAGAAAAUUAGUUGAUGAUGAUAUGGAAAAUGAACAAAUAGGUAAUGGACAAGGAAAUGUUAAAUUAGAAAAUGGUCCUUUAUCUGAUCGUUCAUUAGGACAUUCUUUACCUCAUGAUAAAACAGCUCCAAGUACACCAUUAAGUGGUAUGAGUAAAAAUUUUAAUAAUGGAAAUAAUGGUUCAUCAAUUGAUAAUGGUAAAACAAGUCAACCUAAUUCUUCAAGAUCAGCUGCAGAAACAUCUGAUAAUAAAUUUAAAAUUAAAACUAUUGAUAUAGAAGAAAUUAAAAAAGAUAAAGUAUUUAUAAAAUUAAUGAAAAAACAACAAAAAGAUGUUGAAGAAUUAAAGAAAAAACAUGGAAAACAAAGAGAUUAUAUACAGAAACAACAACAAACAAAUGUUGAUAAAUUAAUUUAUGGAGGUAAUAGGAUGUCUAAAAAAAAGAGAGAAAGUGAAAAAAGAAGUAAUCCAUUUACUUCUCGUGAUUCUUUAUCAUCAAAACCAACAGAAGGUGGAUUAUCUCCAGAGGAAAUAAAUUCAGUCAAGAUGAAAAGUUUAGUAUCUAAUCAAACAGAUGAAUGGUCUAGUUUAUUACAUAAACAAGCUAUUGAAGAGUAUGAUCAGAAAAAAAGUCAUAUAAAACAAGAAUUUGAAACAUUAAAAUUAUUAUUAAUAGAUGCUCAAAAACAACAAAUGACUUUACUUAAAAGUAAUCUUGAUAAUGAACAUAAAGAAUUAAAACAACAACAAACUAAAAAAUCAAUGGAUGAUACAAAAGCUAUACAACAAGAUAAAAAUACAAAAAAUAAAGCUGAAAGAGAUAGAAGAAUAAAAGAAUUGAAUGAAAAAAAUGUUAAAGUAUUUGUAGAAGAAAGAAAACGUUUAGCAAUGAAGGCACAAAAACAUGAGGAACAAUUACAAAUGCGUCAUCAAAAUCAAAUUGAGGUUUUAGAAAAAGAAUUAAGCAAAGCUUUAGAAAAUGAAAAAAUGAGUCAUCAAGAAACAUUACUUUCUUUAAGACCUCAAUCUAUUGUUUAA
Molecule: messenger RNA, 4206 nt
Organism: Strongyloides ratti
Lineage: Eukaryota; Metazoa; Nematoda; Chromadorea; Rhabditida; Strongyloididae
Product: 1-phosphatidylinositol 4,5-bisphosphate phosphodiesterase
Exons: 8
Coding region: 1-4206 (1401 amino acids)
Biological process (GO): phosphatidylinositol-mediated signaling; lipid metabolic process
Molecular function (GO): calcium ion binding; phosphatidylinositol-4,5-bisphosphate phospholipase C activity
Source: RefSeq, a predicted model, not a curated record